AUAUAAAUAUAUAUAUAGAAAGAGAGAGACUAGGAGAAGACGUCGCAGAGGUUUUUCCAGCGCAGCUCGCACAGGACUCAUUGGAAAUUUAUGUGUAAAUGACGACAACUGUUGCUCAGCUUCUAGCCAGCAGCAGCAGCAGCAACAACAGCAAAACGGGGAACGCACGGAAAAGGCGAGACACGACGACGACGGCGAGGGGGGCAAGGCCGCAGCACCAGCAGCAGAGCGCCCGACCACGACGUCCUCCACAGUCCACACAGAGUCCAUCCAAGUGGCGAUCGCUGCUAAUGCUCGCCCUGCUCAUGGCUCAGCUGCAGGAGCUGCUGCGAUCCGGCAGCGCUGGCUCUGGCGCUGGCCUGGCCUUGGCCCUGGCCGUACCAGCAGCCACAGCAGCCACAGCAGCGGCAGCAACUGCUGUUGCACCACCUGCACCGGCACCACUCAUCGACAGCGCCGCCAAGCUGGCCGCCGAACGACAAACGAGACGGACGCGCCGCAUGCAGAAGCGGCACGAGAGCAUCAGCUUCCAGAUGAGCUUCCAGCGCGAGCUGAGGAACACCGUGCCGGACUGGAGCAAUAGCUGCGGUGGCAAGUGGAUAGGUCCCGAUCGGUGGCCCCGUCCAGUCACCGUCCCGCGCAGGCAGAGCUGCCUCCACCACAAACAGAGGCUACGCACAUUGCGGAAUAAUACACGGCGCGAGCUGGUGCAAUUGCGCGAUGACAACGCACUGCGGCACCUGGAGCACUCGGUAAAGGCGCAGGACACCGGCGUCGUCCAGGCGAUCGACAUCUCCAAGCACAAGACGUGGAGUCUGCAUAACAGCCAAUACGAUUUUCUGCCCAGGGUGAAUGUUAGCAAGCAACUAUCACUGCAGCACGCACAUCACGAUCUGCAGUUCUACGUGGCCGCAUUCAGCUAUCUGCGGCACGCCCAGCUCCACUGGGACCUGGAGAAUCUACAGAAGCAGAGCGUGCUCUCGGCCGAGCUGCUGCGCCUGCGCAACAGCGCACGCCUCAUGCUCUGCAACUUUGAGGAGGCCUUCAACAGCAGUCGCCUCUAUGCGCCCAACCACAAGACCCACAAGACCCUGAGGACGGUGAAGCGUGUGCCCAUGGAGAAGAAGCUGAUGAAGCUGAAGACGCCGCUGGUGGAGCUGCAUCGACAGGCGGUGCUGGCCGCGGACGGCCAGCGAGCGGAGAAGCCCAGACAGCCGGAUAGCCUGGAUCUGCGAUUCGUCAAGUACCAGUACAUUCAGUACCUGAGGCACCUGACAAAGCUGCUGGCCAAGCAAUCCAAGAGGGAUUGCAAAGCAACGAAAGAAAAUAAAAGAAACAAACAAACAAAUAGACACCAGCCGGCUAGCGGCCUCUCUACUUAAGAUUUAAGAUUUCGCUACCAGUUAUAUAUGCAUAGUUCCAUUUCGAAUUCCAACUGAACUGAGCCAUCCAUCCGACCAGCAUCCGACUCCAACCCCACAGUUGAUUUCAUGAACUGAAACUCAUUCUCAAAGACGGCUAUGACAUUCGAAUCCGAAUCCGAAUCCGAAUCCAAACCGAACCCGAAUCCUAAUUAGCCUAAGUAUUUAUUAUCCAUCAUUAUUAUUUAUAUGCAUACAUAUAUGUAUAUUCGAAAUUUCUAUGGAUUUUGUUUUCGGUUUUUUUCGUUUUUUCGUUUAGCAUAAGACCUCACCGUAUUAUUUAUUUGCAAAACAUUCCUCACAUAUUCUAAAGAAAACAUUCGCUUAGCUCUAAGUCCAAAGUAUUUUCAAUGUUACCACGACUUUUGCCUUGUAUUACGAUACUGUGAUAAUAGCUGAUAGUUGGGUUGGUCGACCCCAGCCCAUCCAACAUUGCAUAUGUAGUCUAAUAACGUUAAUCAAGUAUCUCGCCAAACGUAAUCAUAAAUAGAUUAUAUAUACACACACAAACAGACACACACACACACACAAAUAAACACACACACGUACACACAUAUUAUGUUUACAUGUACUUACUAUUUCCUUACUCUGUUUUUCUAAAACACUGCGUGCAUAUUUUCCAAUUUAAUCAUCUAUAGCAUAUUGUACAAUAAAUCUUAAGUAAAC
Molecule: messenger RNA, 2087 nt
Organism: Drosophila mojavensis
Lineage: Eukaryota; Metazoa; Arthropoda; Insecta; Diptera; Drosophilidae
Exons: 4
Coding region: 99-1382 (427 amino acids)
Biological process (GO): cell surface receptor signaling pathway via JAK-STAT; embryonic development via the syncytial blastoderm
Source: RefSeq, a predicted model, not a curated record